Messenger RNA from Mixia osmundae IAM 14324, 370 nucleotides. RefSeq lists its product as uncharacterized. The coding region runs from base 54 to 275 and encodes 73 amino acids. The record is from RefSeq and is a predicted model, not a curated record. Lineage: Eukaryota; Fungi; Basidiomycota; Mixiomycetes; Mixiales; Mixiaceae. The transcript is spliced from 3 exons.
AUCUGCCCCGCCGUACCCCUCCUUUAUCGCACAUCAGAGAGCCACCAGCGAAGAUGCUAGGGGGACUAGCAGCGGCAGACAUUGCUCAUCGAGCAGUCGUCACUUCACUAGCAGCACUCACGAUCUAUGGUGGAGUUGCGUUCGGAUUUGGCGUGAGGAACAUGCGUCUAGAGCGAGAAGCAGCGCUAGCCAAGCACGAGGCUGAAAUCUUUGCGCAAAGAACGGUCAAGGCGCCGGAGCAGGUACCUGCAGAGAUCGACUUGCACGAGAGAUAGCGUCAAGAGGCAGUGCACAUGACCAAGAGGCUAGGACAGAACAUGCAUGUUGUAUCCCAUACGUUGCUUGCUAUAUCGACAAGUUUACGCACGAC